UACAAGUAGUGCGGAGUGAGCUGGUAUCGUUGCUACUCUACUGUUGUAUACAAAGUUGGUGGUGAUAUCGACACAUUCAUGAGUUAUCAUCCAUUCCAUUUGUCUUCUUUUUCUGCUAUGUUUACCAAGUUUUAAAGUAAUGGGUAACGGAGUGAGUGCGAAGUCCUCCUCGACACGAGAGAGGGGGUCGCGUGUUAUGCAUGUUGUCGUCGCUGGUGCUAGGAUGAAGGGCAUGAACAACCACUCUCACGAUGAACAACAUGGAUCUAUGAGCACACGAUCACCACAGCUAACAGUACAAGGAAAAACUGUGUCAACUGUGACAAACAAGUCAGGGAAGAAAUCUUCAUCAGGGCUUCAUUGUCAACAAACUCAAUCCAAAACAAGGGAAAAAACAUCUGCACCAAGAAAUCCACAGACCAGGGUACCAGGGAAUACUUCUAAGAAAUCUGGUAAAUCCAAUUCCACUAGCACUAAGCUGGUCCUUAAGAAUGGGACAAUUCCUGAUACUAAAAUGGCAGGAUUCAAGAAGAAAAAAAAGAGUGAGACAAUCUCAAGAUCAAAUAAAACACCAAACCUUGAGGUUUCUGGGCGAGUUAGUAGAGUUAUUAGAGGAGAGAUAGACUUUAAAUGUCCAAUCAACACAAAGAUAAUCAGAAUCUUUAUGAGCUCAACGUUCACAGACACAGAGGAAGAGAGAAAUGCCUUAAUGGAGAAAGUGUAUCCUAAGCUCAAAGAAUUCUGCAAACAAAAAGGCUAUGAAUUCCAGGUAGUGGAUAUGCGCUGGGGAGUGAGGGAUGUUGCCACGGAUCUGCAUGAGACCACUGACCUCUGUAUCCGUGAGAUUAGAGCUUGCCAGAAAAUCUCUGCUGGUCCGAAUUUCAUUACCCUGUUAUCAGAGAAAUAUGGCUACUGCCCUCUGGCGCCUGUGAUGCCCUCUGAUGAGCUCCAGAUGAUACAUGCCAAUUGCAACAGUACUGGUAAAGAUUUACUGGACAAGUGGUACAGACUUGAUACCAACUGCAUUCCGGCAUCAUAUAUUUUGCAACCCGUCUCCACAUGGAUUCACGGUUUUUUUACUGAAGGCGAUAAGAAAGUGAGAAAACAGGCACAAGAUGAUUGGGCUAGAGACUGUACAGCUCUCAAAAACGCCAUUGUCACAGCGAUUCAUAAGGCGCAUAGCGAUCAAGCAACGGUGCAUAAGUACACUCGCUCAGUUUGUGAGAUGGAAUUAGAAGAGGGACUUCUUAAACCUUCUGUGGAUAAAUCAAAGUGCCACUGGUUCCAGCGUGAGUUCACAGACCUCGACCCGGCUUCUGGAGGCAGUGCUUUGUCAAGAUAUAUGGACACGACUAUUGGGGACGAGAUCACGGACCGGAUGAGCAUGUUACAACAGCUGAAAUCGUCAAUGAAGCAAAUCUUGGGAAUAAACAACAUGCUAGUAUACAAAAUCAAGUGGACCAAGAAAGGCAUUGACCCUACCAAUGACGAGCAUAGACAGUACCUGAAUACCUUUUGCCGGGACUUCCAGCGAGUGCUAGAGACUAAGAUAACCCAGAGUAUCUCAGAGAACACGAGCAGCGAGAUCGAGAGUCCGAUAUACGAGGAGGUUGUUCAGCACAUGAUGUUCUGUCAGUCCAAGCUGGACAUGUUCCACGGUAGGCAGGCCGUGUUAAAUUCCAUCGGGGAUUAUCUCCGAGAUGGGCUUAGACAGCCUUUAGUUCUCCAUGGCUGUUCUGGCUGCGGCAAGACGUCAAUAAUGGCGAUGGCGGCAAAAUGCGCGAGAGACUGGAUUCAUCCGGAGGCGUGUGUCGUUCUCAGGUUUCUGGGUACCACCCCAAAGAGCUCUACGAUUCGUCGCCUGAUGAAGUCUAUUUGCGAACAGAUCAAGUGUGUCUAUCGCCUUACUACUUCUAUUCCGCAGGGUUUGAAAGACAUGGUCGAGUUGUUUCCGUCAUUGCUGGCGUCAGCGACGGCCAAAAGGCCACUCCUUGUGCUACUGGACUCACUGGAUCAGUUAUCACCUGAGGAUGGAGCAAGGCUACUCGACUGGUUACCAAAACAUCUCCCUGGUCACUGCAAGAUGAUCGUGUCAACCCUUCCCGGAGCUCAGUAUAGAUGCUUUCCUAAAUUGAAGGCGAUGUUCAAGAAUGACAAGCUCUUUAUCUCCGUGCCGUCGCUGCCUCAUAGUGACGUAUCUGACAUUCUCUCCAUGUGGCUCCAGCAGUCAGGACGAACCUUGCAGCCGGCGCAGCGUGACCUGGUGAUGAGCGCGUUUAGUCAGUGCCCACUGCCGCUCUUCCUCAAGAUCUCGUUUGACGAGGCUUGUCGUUGGCACUCGUACACGGAUCCAGGGCAGACGAGACUCUAUGGCAGUGUGAGGGAUGCUAUUAAUGGACUGUUAGAGCGCAUAGAGGCCAAACAUGGGAGGAUACUGGUCCAGCAUGCACUAGGCUACCUCACCGCAGCCCGCAGUGGCCUGACGGAGACGGAACUGGACGAUAUCCUGUCUAGUGAUGAUGAAGUUCUUGAUGAUGUGUUCCAAUACUGGACACCACCCAUCCGCCGACUGCCCCCCUUGCUAUGGGUACGGAUACGAGCAGACCUCGACUCCUAUCUCGUAGACAGGGGGUCGGAGGGUGCGCGCGUUACCUACUGGUACCAUCGCCAGUUCAUAGAGGCCGCAAGAGAUCGAUACCUAGCAGACUCUGACACCAAGGCCAAGCUACAUUCCAACAUGGCGGACUACUUUAUUGGCGCGCGACCUUAUGAAGUUGAGAAUUCCCUUGGACACUUGGUGCGUUCGAGCCGCGUCCCGCCGCAACCUUUAAUGCUAUCUCGACAUCUGUACAAUCUCCGGAAGCUGCACGAGCUUCCGUACCAUUUAAUUCAUAGUGGAAGGCUUCUAGAUCUGAAGAGACAUGUGCUUUGUAACUUCGAAUGGCUUGAUGCAAAACUACGAGCGAGAUCAAUCAGGGCUCUCCUGGAUGACUUUGUCCUUGCAAGACAGACCUGUCGAGACUCGGAUGUAAUGGCUAUUGAGGAUAUUUUACAACUUGGCCAGGACGCUAUCGUUUUGGAUCCAUGCCAACUCUCUUCACAAAUUGCCAGUCGUUUGUAUGAUUUACGUUCUCUUUACGUGGUCGCCAGACGUAUGAAAUUUAACUGGUUCGAAAAAAAGAACUAUUUAUACUUUUUAACUUUUACUUACCUAGAGAGUAGCUUGUACGUACUUUUAUGUCGCCUGUCGUCUCAGAGUCUUGCAGGCCUACUCCGUGAUGCUCUGCAACCCUGUGUGCCUUCCCUUGUGCCCUCGCGAGCGUUUCUGACGCCACCUGGAGGUCAACUGACCCAGACGUUAGUCGGUCACAGCAAAGGCGUCUAUGGGCUAGCGGUCACCGCAGAUGGCUCAUGCGUGGUGUCAGGGAGUGAGGAUGGAUCAGUUAAGGUAUGGUCGGCAAACGACGGAUCAAUCCUGGUUACCAUUGAGGACAUUGGUGAGGGUAUUGGCGCUAUCCAAUGCGCAGAUUCUGACAGGUGUGCUGUGGUUUCGUCAACAAAAGGAAUCACUGUCUUUGAUAUUAGCACAGGAGAGGUCUUGGCAAGGGAUUGUGUUAGGGGUAUGAAAUGGUGGUGUAUGGUAUACAGACAUUUUCGAAAGAAGAAUGAUCAAAAUGUGUCCUUAUUCUUUUUUUCCUCAUCUAGCUUCAGAACUAAGUUCUUUAAUUCCUCUCCGCUUUUCUGUUUGGCGGGCGAAAACAGCGGCAUCAUCGCAUUCUUCACAGAAGAAAGCCUUGAAAUAGUGGACGUGCCAACUGGAAAGCAGAAAGCCCGGUUCACUGAGCUCCUCCCCGUGGGGAAGUCGGGACAGAACACAGUGCUGAGUGCUGGGGAGCUCUUCAUUCUUUGUAACUCGGCCAAACUUGAAAACUCCUUACAUGUCAUAGAUGUCGACACCCUUACGGAGACGCACUCUUUCGAAGUGUUUGAUCAGGACGAUGAAGACAGCUUUCUACACCUCACGGACAUCACCCUGAAAGGCGACAUGCAAGUGCUAGUUGCCAAGAAGAUGCGCAUUGACGUGUACGACAUACUCAGCGGAUGCAAACUAAAGAGCAUGCGUGGUAAGCUUGAUGACUGGAUAAGCAAUAUGUCUCUCUCGCCGAAUGACGACCUGCUUGUAUUCCCAAAGAGAGAGAAAGUCGUGAUUCUGGACCUCGAGCGGGAUGAGAGACGCGAAGUCCUUCGUCAUGCCAACUACGUAUCGAGGGUGCUUGUCGCAUCCAAUGACGUCGUCGUGACGUCGGGAGGGGAUUGCGUGAUUCGUAUAUGGGAUUUGUCACGCGAGGACGUUAACCACCGAGUUGGUAGACCCGAGACGGUAGUCUCCGUGAACCCCAUACCUGACGACCCGUAUCACGUGAUAACAGUAGGGCGACUCGGUAUGGACGAUCAUGUGGUCACAGUUUGGAAUUUAGCAACGUCACUUCCUGUACGUAGAGUGACGAAUGUGGCGGCUAGUUACUUGAAGGUAGUCGACUCUGAGAGUGUGGUGCUGAGGGUGGUUGAUAGGGUGGUUGUUGUAGCUUUGAAAACCUUUCGUGUGCUUCAUGUGUUGCGGGACUGUAAGUUACCGGAUUUUACUUACGCCGGCACACCCGAUCUGUGUUUAGUGAAAUAUAAGAAUUGCCAUGAACUCCUGACCUACUCACUCGACCAGAAAAGCGUGUGCACUUACUCCCUCGGUACAGGCGAGCUCUCAGGUCAGAUGAAGAACCCUCGGUCGGGGUACAAGAUCCAGGCCUUUAUCGUGGACGCUUCAGGGCAUUUCAUGGCGAGUAACGACGAGCCACUAGAUGUGAUCUUCAUCUGGGACGUGGUUAGACGCCAGAUGCUAUUCAAAGUAGACCGCACAGGUUACGCCCGCUUCGUACUGACGCUCGCCAGCUUCACUCCAGACGGAAAUGAGUUUAUUCUUAGCAUUCGCCGCGAUGACAAGAACGACUACAUCCGCCACCCAAGCGUCUGGCAUGUGCAUACUAAGAAAUUGCUCCACGACCUUCGUUAUGAAGGGGAUACUGACUCGCACUCGCUGGCCGUCAUCAGCAAGACAAGGUGUAUCACAUCUCAUAAGGAUAUGCGCAUCGUCAUCUGGGACCAUAGCAACGGCACAGCACAGUACGUCUUGCCCAGCACACACUAUGGCUGCCGCGUGGACGUGUUGAGCUCCGGUGGACGCUACGCCCUGUCCCAUGACGAUAAAACCAUUGUGCUGUGGGAUGUUGUCGAUGGUCGUCAAGUCUGCACUUUUACCGCGGAAAGGAUCACGGCGAUCCUGCCAGUAGGCGAAGGGGACCUUAUUGCUCUAGGAUGUGAACAGCCCUUGUCAUUAGUAGCCCUUCGUCUUCAAGCACGUCAUAUGAACGCAGUUAUGAGUGAUACGGGGGAUAUCACCUCUUGGGGGAAUCCUAAGCUGGAUAUCGUGUUUGAGGAACCUGAAAAACAAAACUUAGGUGUGGAUGAACGAGCAUGCGUUGUCGAGGAGAAAGAUGUCAUAUAUAAAUAAAGAUCAUACUACGGUGAAUAGACCACAA
Messenger RNA from Nematostella vectensis (starlet sea anemone), 5594 nucleotides. RefSeq names its product NACHT domain- and WD repeat-containing protein 1. NCBI's taxonomy places the organism in Eukaryota, Metazoa, Cnidaria, Anthozoa, Actiniaria, Edwardsiidae. Bases 140 to 5566 code for a protein of 1808 amino acids. Gene Ontology annotation, molecular function: protein binding. The record is from RefSeq and is a predicted model, not a curated record. The transcript is spliced from 24 exons.